AAAUAAAUAAAUACAAAUGGUCUACUUCACACACACAUUAUAAUAUAAUAUAAUAUAAUACAAUAUACUAUAAAAGUAAAUAUCUAGAUACACAUUGAAAAUGUGUAUGGUGCACAGCAGCUUCCCACUCGGGCUCCCGUAGAAAAACACCGUGACGUGGAUGAGCUGUUGAAGAAAAUCAGGAUAAUCUACGUAACAGUCCAUCCUCAUCCUCAAACUCAUCCUCCCUCCCGAGCAGCCAGCGGGUCAGUCUGUGUCCUCUUCAUCCGCGAAACCCAGAGCCAUGGCCGCGCAGAAGAUCAACGAGGCGCACGAGCACAUCGCCAAAGCCGAGAAAUGCUUGAAGACCAGCAUGACCAAGUGGAAACCUGAUUAUGAUGGAGCCGCUUCAGAGAUGGCAAAAGCAGCUGUGGCUUUCAAAAACGCAAAACAGUUUGAACAAGCGAAGGAUGCGUACCUGAAGGAGGCCGAGUACCACACAGACAACAAAACACUCUUCCAUGCAGCAAAAGCGUAUGAACAGGCUGGCAUGAUGCUGAAGGACAUGAAGAAAAUGCCUGAGGCCAUUCAGCUGAUCGAGAAGGCCAGCAUCAUGUACGUGGAGAACGGGACGUCUGGCACCGCUGGAAUGGCCUUGGACAGAGCUGGGAAACUCAUCGAGCCGAUUGAUCUGGAGAAAGCCGUGGACUUGUACCAGAAGGCUGCAUCUGUGUUUGAGAAUGAAGAUCGUCUCAGGCAGGCCGCAGAGCUUCUGGGAAAAUCCUCCAGACUUCUGGUGAGACUGCGCAGGCUGGACGAGGCCGCUGUGUCCCUUCAGAAAGAGAAGAACAUGUACAAGGAGAUUGAGAACUACCCCACCUGCUUUAAGAAAACCAUCGCUCAAGUGCUGGUUCAUCUCCACAGAGGAGACUUUGUGGCUGCAGACAAGUGCGUCAGAGAAAGUUACAGUCUCCCAGGGUUCAGUGGGAGCGAGGACUGUGUUUCCAUGGAGACGUUACUGGCGGCGUUUGACGAGCAGGACGAGGACCAGAUGUCACGCGUCUGCAACUCACCUUUACUGAAGUACAUGGACAACGACUAUGCCAAGCUGGCGAUCUCUCUGAAGGUGCCCGGUGGAGGCGGCGGGAAGAAGAAGAAAUCUCCUGUUGCUCCUCAAGAGGGCAGCGCCGGCCCGCCACCGGCCGAGCAAGACGACGAUUACGAGGGAGGUUUAUGUUAACUGAGACUGAGAGAACGGCCCGACUCUUCCAUCCGUGUGUGUGUGUGUGUGUGUGUGUGAACGAGCAUAUCAGUGUUUCCUCCCUUUGUGCAGUGGAGUCAUUCCUGAGGAAUUCUGUUCCUGUUUGUCCCGCCUGUAGGAGCGUCCAGAUUUCUGUGCGUUUACUCAUCAGACACACAGAAAACCCUACACACACGGGCUGUGGUGAUAAUGUAUUUUUGUAGUCAGCGUCAACCAGGUUUAUUUGACAAAAAACACAAUAGGGUUUUUUAAAUUUUUUUGGAUUAUUGUAUAAAAUAAGAUCUGUGAGCAACAAAAGUUUAUGAUUCUUACACAUGUUGUUCAUCAUGAUAAUAUUCACAACUUUUAUGAAUUUUGAAUACAGAAGUAAAAAGCUAAACGUUGGCAGUAAAUGAACUAUACCAUGGUCACAUGAUAUCAGCAUCGCCACCAGGAAGCUUUAACUUUAACAUUUAACAUUUUUCACUUAAAAACAUUUUGUCGGAAACACCUUUUUCAAGACAAGUUAUUACCAGUGUUGAGGAAAGUUACUUCAAAAGUAAUGCAUUACAAUAAAGAGUAACUAACUGCGUUACUUAGUUACUUUUUAUGGAAAGUAAUGCAUAAUGUGACUUUUGUGUUACUUUUUGUCACCUGAGCUGAGAUUGUUUUUUUAUUUUUGUUUUUAUAACAAAAACCCCAAAAGUGAUAUUUUUGGUAACUGCAAAGGCCCUUUCACAUCAGAAGUGACAUGAAUAAGCCUCAGGCUGAAGGAAGUGUCUCUGCCUCUGCACAGGAGAGCUGUUGGUGAGUAAAUGGGAAAAAUAAAAAGUUAGUCCGAUCUUUUCUUGUAAAUGUAAAAGUAAUGCAUUACUUUACUAGUUACUUGGAAAAAAAGUAAUUUGAUUACGUAACACUGGUUACUACUGAUGUAGAAUAAAAUGUCGAAAAUAUCUUGUGUUAAACCACAGACCAUUUUCAGUCAUUUAACAAAAACCCAGUGACGUCAAGAUGAUGAAACAAUGAAGAUGUACAGAAACGCUCCAUUUCAGGUUUUGAACUACAAAAAUCCGUCAUCCUUUCAGUACUCUAUUGAUUGUAGUGUUUUCAGUCAAGUUACAAACAUUUGUCUUCCAUUGGUCAAUUAGAUAGUCCCGCCCCAAAACUCACACCAUUGGUUGAGCCUGUAAAUUAUAAACACUGGGCAUUUUUGAUGUGUGUGUGUGAUCAUAGAUAUGUAUAUAUAUAUAUAUCUAUGUGUGUGAUCAUAUUGUUGGAUAAAUUCUGUUUGUAAAUGUUUUCUUUUAAUUUGAUAAGGAAAUGUGUAGUUGUGUACAGAAUUUAUUUAUUUUUAUUAGUGAACAGUCUAUGAUGUCAAAGUGAUGUUAAAUCAGUUAUCAAAUUUGUAAAAUACUAUAUUAUUAUUAUUAUUAUGUACAGUAAUUUAUUGUAAGUGUUGUUGAAAUGUAAAUGUGGCUGUGGAGUGAGGUGUCAUGCUGCGUUUCCAAAUAUACAACCUGACAGACAUAAAGAUGCAAAAAUGACCUAAUAAAAUCAUAAUCUAUA
This is a messenger RNA of Onychostoma macrolepis, 2785 nucleotides long. It is a transcript of the gene napgb, whose product is annotated as N-ethylmaleimide-sensitive factor attachment protein, gamma b. Gene Ontology annotation, cellular component: vacuolar membrane; SNARE complex. Gene Ontology annotation, biological process: intracellular protein transport. NCBI's taxonomy places the organism in Eukaryota, Metazoa, Chordata, Actinopteri, Cypriniformes, Cyprinidae. Gene Ontology annotation, molecular function: soluble NSF attachment protein activity; syntaxin binding. Bases 284 to 1219 code for a protein of 311 amino acids. The record is from RefSeq and is a predicted model, not a curated record. The transcript has 12 exons.